AUGCUCCGCACCUUCUCCUCGCGCAUCCGCACCGCGCCCUCGACGCGCCCGCUCCGCGCCUUCCACACCACUCCCCGCCGCUCCUUCGUUGUCGACCUGACCCGCCGCGCGUCGAUCCCCGACCCGUCCAUCGCCCCGACCGCCAACGAGGACCUCGUCGACAUCUCGUCCCAGUUCAAGCACAUCCAGACCAAGGACGGCACGUCGGCUGCGUCUGACCUCGCCAGGAGGCUCUCGCAGGCUGUCUUGCCCAAGCUCGAGAGGCCCGAUGUCAAGAAAGUCAUGAUUGUCGGCUCCGGAGGUCUUUCGAUCGGCCAGGCCGGAGAGUUCGACUACUCGGGCGCCCAGGCGAUCAAGGCCAUGAAGGAGUCGAACAUCGAGUGCAUCCUCCUCAACCCCAACAUCGCGACCAUCCAGACCUCGCACCAGAUGGCCUCCGAGGUCUACUUCCUCCCCGUCACGGCCGAGUACGUCGCCUACGUCCUCGAGAAGGAGCGCCCCGACGGCAUCCUCCUCACCUUCGGCGGUCAGUCCGCCCUCAACGUCGGCGUCCAGCUCGAGAAGAUGGGUGUCUUCGAGCGUCUUGGCGUCAAGGUCCUCGGCACCCAGAUUCGCACCCUCGAGGUCUCGGAGGACCGCGACCUGUUCGUCAAAGCCUUGAACGAGAUCGGCAUCCCCGCCGCCACCUCGACGGCCGUCUCGACCGUCAAGGACGCCCUCGAGGCCGCCGAGCGCAUCGGCUACCCCGUCAUCCUCCGUUCGGCCUUCUCCCUCGGAGGCCUCGGAUCGGGCUUUGCCGAGAACGAGGAAGAGCUCCGUGACUUGUCGGCCAAGUCGCUCUCGCUCUCGCCUCAGGUCCUCAUCGAGAAGUCGCUCAAGGGAUGGAAGGAGCUCGAGUACGAGGUCGUCCGUGACGCCGCCGACAAUGUCAUCAUCUGCUGCAACAUGGAGAACUUCGACCCGCUCGGCAUCCACACGGGCGACUCGAUCGUCAUCGCGCCGUCGCAGACGCUCUCGGACGACGAGUACCACAUGCUCCGUUCGGCGGCGAUCAAGAUUGUCCGCCACGUCGGCGUCGUCGGCGAGUGCAACGUCCAGUACGCGCUCAACCCGAACAAGCGCGAGUACAUGGUCAUCGAGAUGAACGCGCGUCUGUCGCGUUCGUCGGCUCUCGCGUCCAAGGCGACCGGCUACCCGCUCGCCUACACGGCCGCCAAGAUCGCCCUCGGCCACACGCUCCCGGAGCUCCCCAACGCCGUCACCAAGACGACGACGGCGUGCUUCGAGCCGGCGCUCGACUACCUCGUCACCAAGAUCCCCAAGUGGGACUUGGCCAAGUUCCAGCACGUCAACCGCGAGGUCGGCUCUUCGAUGAAGUCGGUCGGCGAGGUCAUGGCGAUCGGUCGCACGUUUGAGGAGUCGCUCCAGAAGGCCAUCCGCCAGGUCGACCCGCGCUGGACCGGCUUCGAGGCGUACUGGAAGCCCGAGGACCUCGAGCACGCCCUCACCGUCCCGACCGACCGUCGCCUGUUUGCGAUCGCGCACGCCAUGCUCAACCUCGACUACACGGUCGACAUGAUCCACGACCUGACCAAGAUCGACAAGUGGUUCCUCUACAAGCUUGACAACAUUGUCCAGGUCCACCACCAGUUCCGCAAGACCAAGUCGGUUGCCGAGGUCGACGAGGACCUCAUGCGCAAGGCCAAGCGCAUGGGCUUCUCGGACAAGCAGAUUGCCGACCUCAUCGUGCGCGACGGCGGCGAGGCGACCGACGAGUACGCCGUGCGCGCCCACCGCAAGUCGCUCGGCGUCACGCCGUUCGUCAAGCGCAUCGACACGCUCGCGGCCGAGUACCCGGCGCACACCAACUACCUCUACACGACCUACAACGCGUCGUCGCACGACAUCGAGUUUGACGACAAGGGCACGAUGGUCCUCGGCUCGGGCGUCUACCGCAUCGGCUCGUCGGUCGAGUUUGACUGGUGCGCCGUCUCGUGCGUGCGCAAGGUCCGCGAGAUGGGCAAGAAGACGGUCAUGAUCAACUACAACCCGGAGACGGUCUCGACCGACUUUGACGAGGCCGACCGCCUCUACUUUGAGGAGCUCGGCUGGGAGCGCGUCAUGGACAUCUACGAGCUCGAGGGCUCCGAGGGCGUCGUCGUCUCGGUCGGCGGACAGCUCCCGCAGAACAUUGCGCUCCGCCUCAAGCAGACCGGCAUCAACGUCCUCGGUACCGACCCCGAGUCGAUCGACAACGCCGAGGACCGCCACAAGUUCUCGGCCAUCCUCGACAAGUCGGGCGUCGACCAGCCUGCGUGGGUCGAGGCGACGACGGUCGAGUCGGCCAAGCAGUUUGCCAACAAGGUCGGCUACCCGGUUCUCGUCCGCCCGUCGUACGUCCUCUCCGGCGCGGCAAUGAACGUCGUAUGGGACGAGUCGACGCUCGAGCACUCGCUCACCGCCGCCGCUGAGGUCUCGUCCGAGCACCCGACCGUCAUCACCAAGUUCAUCGACGGGGCGCAGGAGAUCGACGUCGACGCCGUCGCGCACAAGGGCGAGCUCCUCAUCCACGCCGUCUCGGAGCACGUCGAGAACGCCGGUGUCCACUCGGGCGACGCGACGCUCGUCCUCCCGCCGUUCUCGCUCGCCGACGACGACAUGGAGCGCCUCAAGGUCAUCGCGCAGAAGGUUGCCAAGGCCUUCGACAUCUCGGGUCCCUUCAACAUGCAGAUCAUCCGCAAGGCCACGCCCGGCGAGGAGACGACGCUCAAGGUCAUCGAGUGCAACCUCCGCGCGUCGCGCUCGUUCCCCUUCGUCUCGAAGGUCCUCGGCGUCAACUUCAUCGACUACGCCACUGCCGCCAUCGUCGGCGAGAACGUGCCUGCGCCCAUCGACGUCAUGAAGGAGAAGCGCGACUACGUCGCAAUCAAGGUUCCCCAGUUCAGUUGGACGCGCUUGGCGGGCGCGGACCCUUACCUCGGAGUCGAGAUGGCCUCGACCGGCGAAGUUGCCGCCUUCGGUACCGACCUCGCCGAGGCGUACUGGGCGUCUCUCGCGUCCACCAACGGCUUCCGCGUUCCCCAGGCCAACUCGGGUGUCCUCCUCGGCGGCGACGUCAACUGCCCCCAGCUCGCCACUGUCGCCAAGGGUCUUUCCGAGCUCGGCUUCAAGCUCUACUGCUCGUCGUCGGUCGUCGAGGAGCACCUCAACGCCCUCCCGCAUGUCAAGGCCGAGAAGAUCUUCUUCCCGCUCAAGGACAAGCGCAAGCUUCGCGAGGUCUUUGACGAGUACGAGAUCCAGAGCGUGAUCAACCUGGCCAAGGCGCGCGGAAAGGACACCGUCGACGAGGAUUACGUCGCCCGCCGCAACGCCGUCGACUUCGGCGUCCCCCUCAUCAACAACCCGCUUCUCGCAGAGCUCUACGUUCAGGCCCUGAGCCGCAAGAUGAAGAAGGGCGAGGUCGGCAAGGCCAACAACUACGAGGAGGGACGGAUUCCCUCGGAAGUCCAGCCCUGGAGCCAGUGGAUCGGCUCGCACGCCUGA
Molecule: messenger RNA, 3543 nt
Organism: Rhodotorula toruloides NP11
Lineage: Eukaryota; Fungi; Basidiomycota; Microbotryomycetes; Sporidiobolales; Sporidiobolaceae
Product: carbamoyl-phosphate synthase large subunit
Exons: 6
Coding region: 1-3543 (1180 amino acids)
Biological process (GO): UTP biosynthetic process; L-citrulline biosynthetic process; 'de novo' pyrimidine nucleobase biosynthetic process
Cellular component (GO): cytoplasm; cytosol
Molecular function (GO): metal ion binding; ATP binding; dihydroorotase activity
Source: RefSeq, a predicted model, not a curated record